This is a messenger RNA of Aedes albopictus (Asian tiger mosquito), 2906 nucleotides long. RefSeq names its product conserved oligomeric Golgi complex subunit 4-like (gene Cog4). The transcript has 4 exons. Gene Ontology annotation, cellular component: COG complex. The record is from RefSeq and is a predicted model, not a curated record. The coding region runs from base 120 to 2411 and encodes 763 amino acids. Lineage: Eukaryota; Metazoa; Arthropoda; Insecta; Diptera; Culicidae. Gene Ontology annotation, biological process: Golgi organization; retrograde vesicle-mediated transport, Golgi to endoplasmic reticulum.
UUGAAUGCCAACAUGUCAAUUUUCUUGGUGUAAACAAAAAUUUCAUUCCAAACGCUAUUAUUUCUACGCGCUGAUCAAAUUUUUAUGCUACUAAUAUAAAUAAUUUACGUGCUGCAAGUAUGAUUAAGCUAGAUACAUUAUUAGAAGAUUGUGACACAAGCACACAUGAAGGGAUUGAUGAAGCCUGCCGGAAGAUUUCAAUAAAAGAGAAAGAGAUCGACUCCCGUUUGGAGGAUAUUCUUUCGCAGCAAUGUCAACUGGAAGCCAAGAUGCGAAAUAUCGGAAUGGCUCUGACCAGCCUUUCGCUGGUGGCGGACAAAAGUCGAAAUCUGUCGAUGAUGAUUGACCACACGUCUCAGUUGGCGGAGAACGUAAGCGCCAAGGUACGCCGGUUGGAUGAGGCCAGGGGUCGCGUUUCCGAGUGCCAGCAGCGAGUGCACGAUUUGAUCGAUCUGCAGUUGUGCAGUCAGGGUGUGAUAACCGCGAUCAAAGAGGAAGAUUUCGAAAAAGGAGCCGUGCACGUGAAUCGUUUCCUAUCGAUGGACAAAAACCUCCUGCAGAAAACAGCGGAUGAUGUUUCGGGAUCAAUCACGUCGGUAAGUAAGGCGGUUUCAACUUUGGAGCAGGCCGCGACACAGAUACGGCAAGUGGUGAAUCAAAAGUUCGACGAGGCCGUUAAAAAGGAUGACCUUGCGUCGGUGGAAAGGUUUUUCAAAAUUUUCCCCUUACUCGGUAUGCAUGACGAAGGGUUGGAAAAGUUUAUGAACUAUAUUUGUACCAAGUUACAAGCUAAAGCACAGAAAGAGCUACGUUCUUCGAUGGAUAUUGCUAAGGCUGAGAAACGGGCCACAGUUGCCUAUUCCGAUACGCUGACUGUUCUUCUGGAGAACAUUGCCCGUGUGGUGGAAGUCAAUCAAGCGAUUAUAGAGAAUUGUUACGGAGCCGGACGAUUGGUGCAAGUUGUGGCCAUACUGCAGAGGGAAUGCGAUGACGAGGUUGUAAAGCUGGUGCUGGAAUUCAACAAAAAUCGUCAAACCGGCCGAAGGGUUGCACAAAUCAAUGACUACAUCAAGAACAGUGGAAACCCGGCUGCAAUGGGCCAUUAUCGGAAAGCUUCGGGUGGAGGAUCGGUGGACAAGUUGAAUGCUAAGGACAUCGAUGCGUUGAUAGGAGAAAUUACCAUUAUACAUUCCAGAGCGGAGUUGUACAUCAAAUUCAUCAAGCGGAGAUGUUUGACUGAUCUUGAUAAAAGUACACUCGAAACAGAGGCAAAGGAUGCAAAACUCAAGCAGCUUGACGAUCUCAUCAAAAAGUCCCGCCUGAGUACUCAGAUGCAGGAGGUUCUUGGGACCUACCUGCUCUUCGAGCGCUACUUUAUGGAAGAGAGUGUCCUCAAAGCAAUAGCCCUGGAUAACCUGGAAGCUGGUCAACAGUGCUCGAGUAUGUUGGACGACGUGUUUUUCAUCAUUCGAAAGUGCAUCCGACGUUCGAAUGGUACCCAGUCGUUGGAUGGCGUUUGUGCAGUUAUCAACAAUGCCGCGAGCUGCCUGGAACAGGAUUUUAUGAAUGCGCUGAAAAGUCCACUGAAAGCGGGUUAUCCUACGGGUUAUAUGGACCUAGCACAGUCGGCUCUACAGAGCUCCAUUCAGCAGGGGCGGCUGCAGACUAGCGACGUUGACCAGGCCAGAAGCAAAUUUAUUACGGCUUUGAACAACGCUGACAUGUCUACGGAGUUCAUCGAAACGCUGCGAUCUAUGAUGUCCGAGGAGAUAAAAAUGAACUUCCCAGCGAUGACGGUGCGAGAGAAGGAAAAAUUAGACAGUUGUCUGUCCGGUUUGAAAUCGGUUGGUGAUUCGUUAAAAGCGUUGGUGGACUUUGGACUACAACAGCUGCGCACGUCCGCCAUUAAGCCUCGACUGCAUCCCUGGGUAGACCAAUUUAUCUCCCACAAUCACAAUCUAACCGAAGAGGAACUUGCUACCUAUGAAGCCGGUGAAACCUUCAUUCAAUAUCUGAUUGUACAAAUCGACGGAUUGUUCACCUUGUUCAAGUCUGCGUUGACACCGAGAAACUUCGAUGCCUUGGUUAGCAUAGUGACCACCGAAAUAACGGCUCGAUUGGAGCGCGCCAUCAAAAAAUCCACAUUCAACCGUCUCGGUGGGCUGGUACUAGAUCAAGAGGCUCGUGCUCUGGCAUCGUUUCUCACGGGGGCCACAUCGUGGUCGGUGCGGGACAAACUAGCCAAACUCCUGCAGAUGGCUACGAUUCUAAACCUGGAAAGUGUGUCUGAGCUGCCGGAGUACUGGGAUUCCUCGUCGGCCACGUGGCGAUUGACCCCGAAUGAGGUGCGAACGAUUUUGGCGUUGAGGAUCGACUUCAAAAUGGAAGACAUCAAAAGGCUAAAAUUGUAAUACAAUUAUUACAAUUUUUAGAGGUGAGUUCCAGGUAAGCAAUAUUUUCAGUUUUGUGUAAGUGGGACACAACUCAAAAUUUGUAAUUUUUGAAGUUUUGAUAGCAAAUAUUGGAAAACCAUGUAAGCUUUCAUCUCACAACACAGACUUAUUCUGAAAUUUGAAUGAUUUACAUAAUAAUGAAACGCGAGAUUUAAACAAAGACACAACUUAAAACCAAUCAACUUUUUUAAUAGUUGUUUCAAAAUACGUAUAAUCAUUCAAAACGCGUGAUAUAGAUAUUCGUUUUCUAGAUACAAUGAUUGAAGUUGGCAUAUUUUUGUCUAAUGACAAAUUAGACAGUAGAGUGCAUAAAUUUCCAAACCCUCUAUUUUUUUCAGUUGUGUCCCUCUUGUACGACAGUGAAAAUAUCAUAUUUUUGAAGCUGGUAAUAACAUUUAUUCUAUACAUACAUAUAAUAUCUGCUAAAUGUAAACGAAAAGUUGGUAUAUUAUA